GGCGACUGCGAAGGCUGGGGGCGGCUCUCUGUCUUCGGGCCGGUCCGAACGCGGUGCCCCUUCUCCUUUUCCUCGCUCUAUGCUGUCCUUGGGCGUUUCUGCGGGCCGAAGCUUGAGCAGAGCUAGAAGCCCAAGGAUUUUACUCAAAAUGACAUUAGGAACAGAGAUUACCUCAUUUCUCAAGGCCUCUUCUUAUAGCGCAGCUGACCGAAAUUUCCUGAAAUGGGAUCUGUCACCAGAGCAGAUUAGAACAAGAACUGAAGAACUUAUCAAGAAAGCAAAGCAAGUUUAUGACAGUGUUGGGAUACUUGAUAUGGAAAAAAUCACUUAUGAAAACACUGUACAGGCUCUAGCAGAUUUAGAAGUGGAGUAUUCAGUGGAAAGAAGCGUAUUGGAUUUCCCACAACACGUAUCCCCUGAUAAAGAUGUCCGUGCAGCAAGUACCGAAGCGGAUAAAAAGCUUUCUCAUUUUGAUGUUGAGAUGAGCAUGAGAAAGGAUGUGUUCCAAAGGAUUGUCCACUUGCAGCAAAUGUGUAACACUGAGACUUUAAGACCUGAAGCUAAAAGAUACUUAGAAAAGUCAAUAAAAAUGGGGGAAAGGAAUGGGCUUCAUCUUCCUACAGAAGUCCAGAAUGAAAUCAAGACAAUUAAGCAGAAACUGAGUGAAUUAUGUAUAGAUUUCAGCAAAAAUCUCAAUGAAGACAACAUGUUUCUGAUAUUUUCUCAAAGUGAACUUCGUGCCCUGCCUGAUGAUUUUAUCAGUAGUUUAGAGAAGAUUGAAGCAGACAGGUACAAAGUUACCUUAAAAUAUCCCCACUAUUUUCCUGUUAUGAAGAAGUGCAGUGUUCCAGAAACCAGACGAAAAAUGGAAGCUUCUUUUAACAGCAGAUGCAGAGAGGAAAAUGCUGUCAUUCUUCAACAGCUUCUUCCUUUGAGGGCAAAACUAGCAGAGCUUCUGGGGUAUAGCACACAUGCUGAUUUUGUUCUUGAAGUGAACACUGCAAAGAUAACAGAAAAUGUGACAGCAUUCUUAGAUGAUCUAAGUAACAAGCUGAAACUUUUGGGUGAGGAAGAGAGGGCGUUCAUUUUAAAUCUGAAGAAAAAGGAGUGUGAAGAAAUAGGUGUUGAAUAUGACGGAAAGAUUAACGCAUGGGAUCUUCAUUAUUACACAAAUCAGACAGAAGAGCUCAAAUAUUCGGUAGACCAAGAAAAGCUGAAGGAGUAUUUUCCUAUUGAAGCAGUCACAGAAGGCUUGCUGAAAAUUUACCAGCAGCUGUUGGGACUUGUAUUUGAACAAGUGGAAGAUGCUCAUGUUUGGCAUGAGAGCAUUACACUUUACACAGUAAAGGACAGUUCAACAGGAGAAAUUCUGGGCCAGUUCUAUUUAGACCUGUACCCAAGAGAAGGGAAGUAUGGGCAUGCUGCAUGCUUUGGUCUCCAGCCUGGCUGCCUUCUUUCUGAUGGCAGCAGAAUGAUGUCAGUAGCAGCUCUAGUAACCAAUUUCACAAAGCCAACCCUGGAUCGCCCAUCACUGCUGCAGCAUAAUGAGGUGAAAACUUACUUCCAUGAGUUUGGGCAUGUAAUGCACCAGAUAUGUGCUCAGACUGAUUUUGCUAGGUUUAGUGGAACUAAUGUGGAAACAGAUUUUGUAGAAGUACCUUCACAAAUGUUUGAAAACUGGGUUUGGGAAAAAGAACCCCUACAACAAAUGUCCAGACACUAUAAAGAUGGAAGUCGGGUCCCUGAUGAUCUCCUUGAGAAGCUGGUUGCUUCUAGGCUAGCCAACACAGGUCUUCUGACUCUUCGUCAGAUUGUUUUGAGCAAGGUUGAUCAGUCUCUUCAUACACAAUCUUCUGCUGAUCCUGCUGAAGAAUAUGCCAAAUUCUGUGAAGAAAUUUUGGGCGUACCUGCAACCCCUGGUACAAAUAUGCCAGCUACCUUUGGUCAUUUGGCAAGUGGAUAUGAUGGCCAGUAUUAUGGGUACCUGUGGAGUGAAGUGUUCUCUGUGGAUAUUUUUUACAGUUGCUUUAAAUGUGAAGGGAUAAUGAAUCCCAAGGCUGGAAUGAAAUACAAAAAUCUUAUCUUGAAGCCUGGAGGCUCAUUAGAUGGGAUGGACAUGCUCCAAAAUUUUUUAGGUCGUAAGCCAAACCAAAAAGCAUUUUUAUUGAGUAAAGGAUUAUGUACUUAGUAAAACCAUGAGUUCUUUGGCAUCAGAUGUCACCUAGAAGACCGUCUUAAAAUACUAUCAUGAAAAGUUAAAAAAACACAAGACACUUUGCUAGGGAAGGUCUACUUGGGAGUUUUAAAUGUUUUUAUUACAAGGUUUCAAAAUUAUAAUUCUCAUUUUCAUUUCAAAAUUCAUACAGAAUCAUGGUGUGGUAUUUUUUUACUUGUUAGCAAAUUAUUUGUACAUUGUACUGAAUCAUAAGAAAAUGGUUGUAAUUUUACAGGGUAGGUGUGUUAAAUAGAAGAGCCAUAACAUUAAGCUUUUUGUAAAUUUUUAGAUUUGAAUAAUAAAAUAAUCACUACAUUUCAGCAAAUUA
This is a messenger RNA of Candoia aspera, 2543 nucleotides long. RefSeq names its product neurolysin (gene NLN). Gene Ontology annotation, molecular function: metalloendopeptidase activity. Bases 80 to 2188 code for a protein of 702 amino acids. Gene Ontology annotation, cellular component: mitochondrial intermembrane space. Lineage: Eukaryota; Metazoa; Chordata; Lepidosauria; Squamata; Candoiidae. Gene Ontology annotation, biological process: peptide metabolic process; proteolysis. The transcript is spliced from 13 exons. The record is from RefSeq and is a predicted model, not a curated record.